This is a messenger RNA of Limanda limanda (common dab), 1308 nucleotides long. It is a transcript of the gene kcnj11l, whose product is annotated as potassium inwardly rectifying channel subfamily J member 11, like. The coding region runs from base 1 to 1308 and encodes 435 amino acids. Gene Ontology annotation, biological process: regulation of monoatomic ion transmembrane transport; potassium ion import across plasma membrane. The record is from RefSeq and is a predicted model, not a curated record. NCBI's taxonomy places the organism in Eukaryota, Metazoa, Chordata, Actinopteri, Pleuronectiformes, Pleuronectidae. The transcript has 5 exons. Gene Ontology annotation, cellular component: plasma membrane. Gene Ontology annotation, molecular function: inward rectifier potassium channel activity.
AUGUUGGCCAGGAAGGGUCUCCUGCCGGACGGCUUCCUGCUGACCCGUCUGGCCGAGGACCAGAACCAGCCGAACCGCAGCCGGUCCCGGUCUCAGCGAGCUCGCUUCAUCACCAAGACCGGCUCGUGCAACGUGGCCCACAAGAACAUCAUGGAGCAGGGUCGGUUCCUGCAGGACGUCUUCACCACCAUGGUGGACCUGAAGUGGCAGCACUCGCUGCUCAUCUUCACCUGCGCCUUCCUCUGUUCCUGGAUGCUCUUCGCUAUGAUCUGGUGGCUCCUGGCCUUCGCCCAUGGAGACCUGGAGCCUCGGGACCCUGACGGCAAGCCGGGCCCGGUCCCCUGCGUCACUGCCAUCCACUCCUUCACCUCCGCCUUCCUCUUCUCCAUAGAAGUCCAGGUGACCAUCGGUUUUGGCGGCAGGAUGGUGACGGAGGAGUGUCCCUUGGCCAUCACCGUGCUGAUCAUCCAGAACAUCCUGGGGCUCAUCGUCAACGCCGUUAUGCUCGGCUGCGUCUUCAUGAAGACGGCUCAGGCCAACCGCCGCGCAGAGACACUCAUCUUCUCCAGAAAUGCCGUCAUCGCUCCUCGAAACGGUCGGCCGACCUUCAUGUUGAGAGUCGGAGACCUGAGGAAAAGUAUGAUCAUCUCUGCCACUGUCCAGCUGCAGGUGAUCCGACGGACGGUCACGGCCGAGGGCGAGGUGAUCCCUGUGUGUCAGCUGGACAUCCAGGUGGAGAACCCUCUGAGGAGCAACGGCAUCUUCCUGGUUUCUCCUCUGAUCAUCAGCCACACCAUGGAGAGAGGGAGCCCCCUGUACGAGCUCUCCGCCAAGUCGCUGGCAGCCGAGGACCUGGAGAUCAUCGUCAUCCUGGAAGGCGUAGUGGAGACCACAGGGAUCACCAUGCAGGCCCGCACCUCCUACACCCCCGAGGAGAUCCUGUGGGGGAGGCGCUUCGUCUCCAUCAUAACGGAGGAGGACGGUCGCCACUGCGUCGACUACUCCAAGUUCGGCAACACGGUUCCCGUCCGGAUGUCGUCUCUCAGCGCCAAGGAGCUGGACCAAACCAGAGGCGUCCAGGAGGGGGGGUCCGAGGCGCAGCUGCAGGGCUGGGGGCUGGUCCGAGCCGGAAGAGGAGGUUUCCGCCGAGGGGGCAGGGCCUGCGACAGCUCCGCCCCUCAGCCCUGGUAUGCCCAAGCAGAGAAACUGGAGACAGUGGCGGAGCAGAAAGGACAGAAGAAGACGAUGCAGCUGGAGGUCAUCGGACGACAGAUGGAAGAGGACGGACUGGGAGACAUGAGUGACUGA